CUUUGCCCCCUUCUGUCAUCAAUGAUAACAACCACAGGGACUCACUCCUUCACGACUCAUUCAAGAUCCCAAGUUCCUCCCUUGUUCGCUUCCUUUUCAAGAGUCCACUCUAUAUAUACGGAUACAGUAUUGAUAUCAGUUUCAUUGUCUCUCACUAAAUUUGUCCUCAAAUCCAAGUGGGGGAGAUCAGGAGAUCAGAUUCCUGAAUUGGGUUGUUCACUGAUCAAGUAGACAGUCUUCUGUUGGUGAUCAGCCGCAACCCACUAUGCCUUCUUCUUCCCCUUCCUCUAGGAGUGAGCCGCAGGCUCAAGGAGUUGCACCAAGGAAGCUGGAGUUGCAGGGUCCAAGGCCUGCGCCUCUCAAGGUGAGCAAGGACUCCCAUGGCAUCAGGAAGCCGCCGAUGCCACCGAAGCACCGGUCGCCGGUCAUCAUCUACCUGCGCUCACCGAAGAUCAUUCACACCAAGGCUCAUGAAUUCAUGGCCCUCGUGCAGCGGCUCACCGGUAAGUCCCCAAGGGCCGCAUCGCCUAAUGCAUCGCUACCACCAUUAGUACCAUCAGUUCCUGCGGCGGCCAGGACGACGCCGGUGACGGCGAUGGCGCCGGCGGCUUAUUCCCCUCUUUUCGCACCUUCCCCACUUGAUCAUGGAGCUCAGCUGGGCAUGGAUGUAUCUCGAGAACAGGUGAUGGAUCUCGAGAAGUUUCUCAGUGAUGAUAUCAUCAUAGACUCGAAGCCUAUGAUGCAUCCCAACGGCAUACUAUCGCCGCCACCUUCGUUUCUCUCUCAGCCUUCUCCUAGCUUCUUUCUGCCAUCGCCGAAGACAAGCCUGCAGAGUCCCAACUUGUUCGAGCUCAGUCCUCUUCUUUACACGCCGAGCCACCGAGACGCACUGUUUCUGUCACCCUUUCAGCGAUCGAUUGGAUCAACGCCCUUGAGCUCCGGCCAUGCCUCCUCCUUCAUGGAAUCUUUCACCCUGUCAGACUUGUUCAGGCUCCAGUGAGAGGGCAUUUUUCAUAGGUCAACAGCACAAUUGUUUGACGAUUCCAAGUUGGGAUUAUACAAAGUCCUACCAGUAGAUCAUACUUUUCAGGAGAAAUUACUUUUCUUCCAAGUUCGUCUUAAUUAUAGAUGAGAUGUGUAUGCACAUCUGGUCUGCAAUUGUAGGCAAGGUCGGUCUUUGUAUGACCUCAUACUGCAGUAUAUAACUCUCCCUUUCUCUCUCAUUUGAAGUUGUUUACUUGUUCCUUAUAAUAUUUAAUAAAUUUAUGUAAAUAGAUUUUAGUUCAA
Messenger RNA from Nymphaea colorata (pocket water lily), 1287 nucleotides. RefSeq names its product protein MKS1-like. Gene Ontology annotation, cellular component: nucleus. The transcript has a single exon. Lineage: Eukaryota; Viridiplantae; Streptophyta; Magnoliopsida; Nymphaeales; Nymphaeaceae. The coding region runs from base 266 to 1000 and encodes 244 amino acids. The record is from RefSeq and is a predicted model, not a curated record.